UCUCUUUCGGUGACGGUGAUUGCUCUUGACAAAGUUUUCUACAGAAGUGAUGUGCCAUUGCUGCCUUUACAAGAGGGGCGACCCCGGUCAUUAUCAAUACGCCGCUGGGAGAGUCUGCCUGGUGUCAGUGGCCUGUGAUUUGCCCAAUGUGACUCUGAUCGUCGGGGUGGGUCUAAGCAGGAGCUCCACCUUGCCCAAGGGGGACCCACCCGCAGGCUAGUGGAGGCAGAUCUCCACCCCUCCACAUCGGCUGAUUGUACCUCCCCAAAGUGACGCUAGGCACUGGAGUGUCUGCACCUUAAAAGUGUCUGGCGGGAAGAGGUGGUGGCUCUGAUCAGCCCCUCUGCUCGCUCCCUCUCCCCUUGCCUGCCUGCCGCGGGACUGAAAUCUCAGGGAACCCGGCCACCUCCAUGCCCCGUCCCGGGGUUAUUAAUCCCAACGCGCGUCAGGGACGGGGCGGGUCCACCACCCGGAGCUGCCUAUAAAUUAGCGGGCUUCGGCACCUGACGGAGCCGGUCACAGCCAGCACCACCGCCGGGCAGGACAGGGCAGGACAGGGCAGGGCAGGGCUCGGCUCGCCUCGCCGAAACCGAGAGCGGGAUUCCAUCACAGCUUCGCCCAGCAAGGGUCCCGUCGCAAAGUUCUGUUUCUCCGGGUCCAGAGCCAUGAGCAGCGUCGCGGUCUCUCUGAUCCUGUUCCUGCCGGUGGCCUGGAUGCAGUUACCAUGCAGUGUGAUUGACGAGUUCCAUGCUGCCAAAUCCGAGUGUAUCCAGGGAAACUCUUCCCAGGAGGAAGACGUCAAUGGCACUGAUGUGAAAGGUUGUCCCACAGUCUGGAAUUUCAUGAUCUGCUGGCCUAGAAGCGUCAUCGGGGAGGUGGUCAUCAGCUCCUGUCCGAGUAUCCUGCGUCCCUACUUAACUCGUCAAGGUAUGCUGUACCGAAACUGCACAGCAAACGGGUGGAGUAACGUAACCCCCGAUGUCUGGGACACUUGCAAAUUACUGGACGAAUUUUCGGAAUCCAGCAAGGUUUCCUCGCUUCUCUUCUUGAAACAAGUGUACACUGCCGGAUAUGCAACAUCCAUAAUUGCCUUGGUUUCUGCUAUUAUAAUCUUCACGGCCUUCAGGAAAUUGCACUGCACUCGGAACUACAUCCACGUGAACUUCUUUAUCUCCUUUAUCCUCCGAGCGAUGUCGUCCUUCAUCAAGGACAUUGUCUUGUUCUCCAGCAAUGACAACCGCUGCGCUGCUCCCACGGUCACGUGCAAAGGAGCCAUUGUGUUCUUUCAUUUUAGCAUUCUGGCUAACAGCUCGUGGUUUCUGGUGGAAGGGCUGUACCUGCAGUUGCUGCUCAGCCUCACCUUCGUGUCCCACACCAAGUACUUCUGGUGCUACUGCCUGAUCGGCUGGGGUACACCGAGUGUUGUAGUAACAAUCUGGGUCAUCCUAAAGAGGUUUACUGACAAUGUACGAUGUUGGGAGAACAAUAGGAGCCAAUAUACCUGGUGGACCAUAAGAGGCGUGAUGUUGCUUCCAGUUGUCGUGAACUUCCUGAUAUUUCUGAAUGUCAUCCGUAUUCUGAUUCAGAAGCUGGGAUCAACAAACGUAGGAGGAAACUUGUGCGGUCAUUUCUCGAGAUUGACAAAAUCAACUCUGCUUCUCAUCCCCCUCCUGGGCAUCCAUUACAUUCUGUGUGCCUUCUUUCCCGACCACGUGGCAGAAGAGCUGAAACUCCACCUCGAGCUUGGUUUGGGAUCCUUCCAGGGAUUUUUGGUGGCGUUGCUGUACUGCUUCCUGACCACAGAGGUAAAGGCAGAGCUGAAGAGGCAGCUGAGGUCCUUCCAUCUCGAGUGCUUCAGGAGCCUGACCAGGAGGCGCAGCCGGAGCACAUCGGCGGAGAUUAGCCACACGUGCAGCACCCAGCUGGCGUUGCUGGAGAAACUGAGUCAGCCGGGCAAGUCGCUCGACUACAACGACAGCUUGCCGGCCACCUGAGCCAAGGGGGAGCGGGACUCGCUGCUUGGGCUUACCGAACGGUGGAAGCCGAGGGUGUUGGUCUGCUAUGUUCCGUUGUGCGCGUCGCUUUGAUUUUCAUUUCACCAACGCUUUGCUGGACGUGAUUGAAACGGGCAAGGAGAGGGACGGGAUACCUGUGAGGGUGAUGUUUGUCUGAAAUGUGUGGUGCUCAAACCUUUUGUCUGUUAGAUAGUUCUUAUUUUCUGAGCAGAUGCUCACCUGCUUCCUUUCAGUGGGUUAUCAGUUCAUUCCGAAAGAUCAUACAGUAUAGGAGAAGAAUUAGGCCAUCAAGUCCGCUCUAAUUCGAUUAUUCUUACUAACCCCAUUCUCAUGCCUUCUCUCCAUAACCCUAAACCCAAAGACUCUAUCGACCUCUGCCUUAAAUAAACUCUGUGACUUGGCCUUCACAGCUGCUUGUGGCAAUGAAUUCCACAGAUCCACCUCCUCUGGCUAAAGAAAUUCCUCCUCAUCUCAGCUUUAUGCAUGGUAGCGUAGCUGUCAGCAUAACACAAUUACAGUGGCAGCGAUCACUGACCGGGGUUCAAUUGCAGCCUCUGUCUGUAAGGAGUUUGUACUUUCCGUUUGUGACCACACAGGCUUCUUCUGGGUGCUCUGUUCCAGAGACUUGUGGGUUAGAGUUAGUGCGUUGUGGGUGUGCCACGUGGGUGGCAGAAGUCUGGGCUGCCCUGCACAAUCCUCGCAGAUUUGACUUGAUGCAAAUGACUUAUUUCACUACAUGUUUCGACAUGUGUGUGACAAGUAAAGUUAAUCUCGAAAAGGAGGUCCCUUUUAUUCUGUGCACUUGGAACCUGUGCCAGACACCUUCAUGAGCACUCAUACAGCAGGGAAACAGGUCCUUCACCCAUCCUGUCCAUACCAGCCGGCUAGUAUGGAUCUAUGCUAGUCCCAGUUACAGGCAUUUGGUUCCUAGCCUACUAGACACUGGGAAUUCUAGUCCUCACCCAGGUAUUUCUUCAAGUUUAAUCUCCCGGCAGCAUGUUACAGAUUCAGAAAAACCCUCUCGGUGGAAAUGGUUCUCCUCGCAUUCCCAGUUGCAGAGGAGGUUUACGGGGAUGCUGCCUGGCUAUAGAGAGAGGCUGGGAUCUUUCCACUGGAGUGUAGGUGAAUGAGUGAUGGGAUUCCAGAGGUUUGUAUGGAGGUAGGGUGAAUGCACUCAGGGUCAGGUGAUCAAAACUGGAAAGCACAGCUUUAAGGUGUUUGGAGAAAUAUUUGAUAAGAAUCUGAGGAGCAACAUUUUCAUCCAGGAUAUGGAGCGAACUGCUAGAGGAAUUGGCAAACUAUCUGCAAGGUGCAAUGCACCCGGUUAGGAAGACACGUAGAUGGAUGUAGUAAGUUUGCAAAGAAGGGCUGUUCGUGAUGAGGAGGGAGAAAUCUCCAGGAACAUUCUCUUUGGUCCCCGUGUCUCCUAUUCAAACUGGAGCUACAGUCUGCUGGAGCGUCAGUCCAUCAAGCAGCAUAAGACACAAGGCCAUUCAGCCCAUUGAGUCUGCCCCACCAUUCCAUCAUGGCUGCUUUACUACCCCUCUCAGCCCCAUUCUCCUGCCUUCUCUCCGUAACCUUUGACACCCUGACUAAUCAAGAACCUAUCAAUGUACCCAAUAACUUGGGGACCACAGCUGUCUGGACAUAUACUCAGUGGCCACCUCGUUAGGUACAGCAGGGACUUAAUCAAGUGGACACUGAAUGUAAGAUACAGGAGUAAAGUUAGGCCAUUCAACCCAUCGAGAGUGCUCUGCCAUUCAGUCAUAGCUGAUUUAUUUUAAACUCAGUUCUCUUAUAACCAAUAAAGAACUUAUCAGUCUCUGCCCUUAAAUACGCCCAAUGACUUGGCUUCCACACCCACCUGUGGAGUGGGAAUUGGAACUUCUUUUCCAAUAUCUUUAUUAGCUUCUACAUAGAAUACAGAGUACAAGAAAGUGUAUAUAAAAGGUCAAAAAACAGUUUUUAAAAAACUACCAAUUACAUUCUAUCUGUUCAUAAUAACAGUCUCAUUACCCUGUAUUCAUAUAAGUUAAUUAAUAGUUAUAUUGAACUAUGCUAAUUUAUUACAAAAAAAAGGUCUAACCCCUACCAAGACCGAAGCUGUUCAUUAAGGAGAAAAGAAGGUAAAUACCUUUUCAUAUAAUAAAAAAUUAAUAAUAGCUGACAUCUGAGUUUAAACAACAAAUUGAAGGUUUUGAAAAUAAUUCAGAAAAGGUCCCCACAAUGUUUGAAAGUCUUGACGAGAUUCAGAAAUUGAACAACAAAUCUUCUCUAAAUCUAAGCAUGACAUUAUGUCGCAUAACCAUUGAGUAUGAGCAGGAGGAAAAACGUCUUUCCAUUUAAACAAAAGCAUCCUCCUUGCUAUAUGAGAGCUAAAGGCCAAAAUAUGUAAAUCAGAUGCCUUCAGCUUAAUCUCUUGUCCUGCAACAAUACCAAGUAGGGUCGUCAGAGGGUUAGGCUUAACAUUGACUUUAAAAAGUAAAGAAAAAGUUUGAAUAACUUCCUUCCAAUAUUUUUCAAGAUUCAGACAAGUCCAAAACAUAUGAAUUAAUGAAGCUUCUCAUUAUUACAUCUGACACAGUAGGCAGAUAUAUCCAAAUAAAAAUGAGAUAGCUUAUAUGAGCUCUAUGUACCACCUUAAACUGUAUGAGGGAAUGACGAGCACAUAGCGAUGAAGUGUUAACCAGUUUAAAAAUUUCAUUCCAAGUCUCCUCAGAUAUUGAUGUCUCUGAAUCUUGUUCCCAGAGAUUCUUAAUUUUGUCUAAAGGAACAUUCCUCGUCUCCAGUAACAUACCAUAAAUCUCAGAUAUUGAACCAUGAUCAAAAGGUGUCAAGCUAAAAAUUACGUCUAGUAAGUUCUUAUCUGAGCUUAUAGGGAAUGUACAUGUGGGAAUUGGAAUUGAAACACACAGAUUCGGCCUGACUUGCUGACUCACUCCAAUUGUUAGCUUCUCUGCCAAUUACUGAACUCCCUCUGCCAAAGACAAAUUGCUGGAGGAAGUCAGCAGGUUGGCCAGCAAGGGUGGAGGCAGAGGGCUGGUUGACGUUUCAGUCUGAGACCCUCUGUCAGCAGUUUUAUUUUAUUGCUUCUGGGAUCUUGCUGUGAACUGGCUGGCUGCCACUACAGCGGUGAAUGGUCAGGGUGGAAGUGACCAGACCCUUGCUGACCUUCACUUUCAUCACUGUUCUGUAAGAUAUUGAACUUGCAUAAGAUGUUGGUGAGGAAAAAUUUGGCAUAAUCGUGUGCAAUUCUGGUCUCUUAUCUACAGAAAAAUGUCAAUAAUACUGAAAGAGUCCAGAGAAAAUUUACAAGGACCUGAGCUAAGGACUUGAGGGAAGGGUUGAAUAGGUUAGGUCUUUAUUCCCUGGAGUGUAGGAGAAUGAGAGGAGACGUCUACAAAAUUAUUAGGAGUAUGGAUAGGGUAAAUGCAAACAGUUUUUUCCACUGAAGUUGGGUGAGAGUAGAGCUAGAGGUCUUGGGUUAAGGGUGAAAGGUGAAAUAUUUAAGGAUAACCUGAGGGGGAGCCUCUUCACUCAGAGAUUGGUGUGAGUAUGGAACGGGCUGCCAGAGGAAGUGGCAGAUGUGGAUUUGAUUGCAAAAUGUGAGAGACGUUUGGAUAGGUACGAGGAUGGGAGGGGUACAAAGGGCUCAGUAGGACCAUGGACAGGGUGGAUGAGGGGCCUGUUUCUGGGCUGCAGUGCUCUCUGGAGCUCCAGAGGCUGUCACAGCACAGCGAACAGACCCAGUUACUGCGCCUGUGCUGUAGGCUCCAACAAUCACUCACUGCAGUCAGCAGACAGCCUUUCAAAUCUUCACUCUAACCCCUCCUGUGGUCAUGAAAACGCCUUAGAUAAAUGCAUACAGAAGUUUGUUUGGUGACCUUGUGUACGUUAUGAUUUGUCUUGCGGUUGCUGUACAUGCUCCAGGUUGAUCCUUGAUGCAAUUUCUAAGAACUAAUCUAUAAUAAAUACACUUGUGGCAAUGGGUGGCCUGUUUACCCUUCUUUUGCCUCUUUUUGUUUCAAUUCCGUUGUCCCUUUGCAAGAGGUGAUGUCUGAGCCAUUCCUCAAGGGAGCUAGGGAAGGCAGUGUAGAGUUCCUGGUGGCUACCCAUUUUAAUCCCUGUCCCCAUUCCCAUUCAGACCUGUUGGCCCCCGGCAUCCUCUUUUGCCACGUUGAGGCCACUCUCAGGAUGGAGGAGCAACACCUCAUGUUCUGUCUAGGUAGCCUCCAACCCGAACAUCGAUUUCUUUUCUAGUGAUUUUUCACCCUCCCCUUUCCCUCUUCUUCAAUUCUCCACUCUGGCCUCUUACCUCUUCUCCUCGGCCGCCUAUCACCUCCCCCUGGUGCCCCUCUCCUUCCCUUUCUCCCAUGGUCCUCUCUCCUUUCCUCUCAGAUACCUUGCUCUCCGGCCCUUUACCUUUCCCACCCACCUGGCUUCACCCAUCACCUUCUAGCUUGUCCUCCCCACCCUUCCCCACCUUUAUAUUCUGACAUCUU
Messenger RNA from Hypanus sabinus (Atlantic stingray), 6517 nucleotides. Its product is annotated as vasoactive intestinal polypeptide receptor-like. The transcript has 13 exons. Gene Ontology annotation, molecular function: vasoactive intestinal polypeptide receptor activity; G protein-coupled peptide receptor activity; peptide hormone binding. The coding region runs from base 666 to 1994 and encodes 442 amino acids. The record is from RefSeq and is a predicted model, not a curated record. Gene Ontology annotation, cellular component: plasma membrane. NCBI's taxonomy places the organism in Eukaryota, Metazoa, Chordata, Chondrichthyes, Myliobatiformes, Dasyatidae. Gene Ontology annotation, biological process: adenylate cyclase-modulating G protein-coupled receptor signaling pathway; cell surface receptor signaling pathway.